ACGCUUCAAAAAAGAAGGAGUACUUGGUGUUGUCAAAGAUGUAUUUCUUCCAUGGUACAAUGCAUAUCGGUUCCUUGUUCAGAAUGCAAAGAGACUUGAGAUUGAAAUUUGUAGGUCCUUUCUUCCUAGUAAUCUAGCAACUUUACAGUCAUCAAACGUUCUCGAUCAGUGGAUUCACUCAGCUACGCAGACUCUUGUCAAGGAUGUCCACGAAAAGAUGGAUGAAUAUCGUCUUGACACCGUGGUUCCUCUUCUCUUGGAGUUCCUUGACAAUCUCACUAACAUAUAUGUUAGAUUCAACCGCAAGAGGUUAAAAGGCCGUACAGGAAAAGAUGAUUGUCACACUGCUCUUUCAACUCUCUAUAAUGUUCUCCUUACUUCUUGCAAAGUGAUGACUCCUUUUACACCCUUCUUCACUGAGACUUUAUACCAGAAUCUACGGAAAGUGUGUGAAGGUUCUGAGGAAAGCAUUCAUUACUGUAGUUAUCCUCAAGAGGAAGAAACGAGAGGGGAGAGGAUUGAGAAAAGUGUUACAAGUAUGAAGAAAAUUAUUAAACUUGCUCGGAACAUUCGUAAUCGUAAGGGUGAUAAGCUUCAAGAACAACUACCAUUGAAAACUCCUCUAAAGGAAAUGAUUGUAGUCCACCCAGAUGCAGAAUUCUUGGAUGACAUAACUGGAAAACUAAAACAGUAUGUCUUGGAUGAACUCAAUGUAAGAUCUCUUGUCCCAUGCAACGAUACUCUGAAGUAUGUGUCACUAAAAGCAGUACCAGAUUACAGUGUGUUGGGAAAACGACUUGGAAAGUCUAUGGGAAUUGUUACACAAGAAGUUAGAAAAAUGUCUCACCCAGAUAUCUUAAGAUUUAAGGAGACUAAGGAAGUCACUAUUGCUAAUCACUCGCUCAAGCUAACAGAUAUCAAGAUUGUCAGGGAUUUCAAACGUCCAGAUGGUUUGAAAGAUACAGAGAUUGAUGCAGCUGUAGAUGAUGAUGUUAUGGUGAUUUUGGAUCUACGAGAAGAUGAAUCUUUGAAAAAUGAAGGUGUUGCUCGUGAGAUUGUCAAUAGGAUCCAGAAACUACGAAAGAAGUCUUGUCUGGAACCAACAGACUUUGUUGAAGUGUACUUUGAAUCAUUGGACAUGGGUGACUCUGUUGUGCAACGAGUUCUAUGCUCCCAGGAACAAUACAUUAGGGAAAAAAUUGGCUCCCCUUUGCUUCAUUCUACUUUGAUGCCACCAGAUGUAGUUAUAAUAUCUGAUGAGAGUUUUGAAUUGAAAGAAUCUAAAUUUUCAUUUAAGAUAAGUUUGGCUAGACCAGCUUUAAAGUUCAAUGAAGAAGCUCUUCUCGCUUUGUACUCGGGAGAUGUGAAAUUCGCAACCCGGCUCCAAACAUACUUGUUAUCGAGGGAUCAUUCAAAUUUAAAAUCAGAGUUCCAAGCCGGAGAUGGGAAGAUAACUGCAAGUUGCAUUGAAAAGCUCCCAGUUGUGAUUGUGAUUCUAGGAGAACAUUUGCAUUUAACAGUUGGUGACUACUUGUUGAGCAAGAAGAACGCGUGAGAGCCUUUUAAAGUGUUUUCUACUAGAUUAUUGCAAAAAAGUUAAAUAUGUGCGUUGAGACUCUGUACUCGUUCUAUUUGUACAAUACUAAACUUUUGAUCAUCUCAAAAUUGAUGGUAGGACAGAUAUAAGUAUGUCUAGUGACCAUCGUUGAAGAUGGGAUUUGGUACAAAAAAAAAGACGAGAAACUUUGGUCGUCUUACUUAUAGAAAUUUAAAAUUAUUCGAACUAGCUUCACAAACAUGCUCGAGAGUUUCAAAGUGUUUUGGUUUUUAUCAUAUCUUGAUCUACGAUGUACCAAAUCUUGAUUUUAACGACUUGGUAAUCAAGAUCAGUUUGCAAUGGAGAUAGUGUUGUUGAUAACACUCGCUGGAUAUUCAGUGUAUCGGAAUGUGGGGUAUCAGAUCUUGAUCUACGCGUGGACUGGGAUGAGAAAAGAAACUGCCAUUCAUGUGGAAGAUAUUUUUCUUCCAAAACUCAAGACUACUAAAA
Molecule: messenger RNA, 2047 nt
Organism: Arabidopsis lyrata subsp. lyrata
Lineage: Eukaryota; Viridiplantae; Streptophyta; Magnoliopsida; Brassicales; Brassicaceae
Product: isoleucine--tRNA ligase, cytoplasmic
Exons: 15
Coding region: 218-1555 (445 amino acids)
Biological process (GO): isoleucyl-tRNA aminoacylation
Molecular function (GO): tRNA binding; ATP binding; isoleucine-tRNA ligase activity
Source: RefSeq, a predicted model, not a curated record